Messenger RNA from Funneliformis geosporum, 574 nucleotides. The record is from the annotation of a GenBank genome assembly. Lineage: Eukaryota; Fungi; Glomeromycota; Glomeromycetes; Glomerales; Glomeraceae.
GAAUAUCAUGGUAAAUCUGAUCCUGUAGAAAAGGCUCAUGAUUUCAGUAACGUAGAAGAAUCAUGGAGCAAUGUUGAUCUAGUUGCGUAUACAAAACUUCAAAAUAGAGGAAUAUUUCCAGAUAUAGAUUCUAUCAUCUGGAAUAAAGACGUACCAACUGUUCGAUUAUGGGUAGCUUAUAUGUUGGAGAAAUUUCGUUCCUGGCGACUAUUUGGUUGGAGAAUGGUCGAUUUUCUCAGAGAGGCAGGUAUGAUAAUUUCCACCAUAGAAUCUAUUCCUAAACCUGGUGAAAAUGAUACAUCAUUAUCUCAAGUUGUGAAGGUGAAUUCUGCUACCGUUAAAGCAGAGGAGAUAUCAGAAAUAACUAAUGCUAUUAUCUUCGAUCAUGAGACUGCUGAAUUAUUGAAAAAUAAGCCAAGAAAGACUUUGGAAGAAAUGAACUCUUUAGACCAGCACCAUAUUGUGAAAUGCUAUCAGAUUCCACCCGAAUUACUAACCGAAGAUUUCAUUUCGGAGUAUGGGAAUUAUAAUCAUAUAAAAUGGUUCAGAGCUUAUAGACAAGUGCGAGAUGCCG